CCACAAGCCGCACCGGCCACCGCCUCCACCGUGCCUUCUGCACAAAAAAACCCAAACUCAACUCAUCAGAGCAGCGAAGACCAAAAAACAUGAACACCGGAAACAAAACGCGCGUGGCGGCGGCAUUCACGAUCGCUGCUUUAGCAGCUACCAUCAUCUCCAUCUUCUUCACCGCACGACGACGCCGUAACCACCGGCACGAGUCCCCUCCGAGCUCGUGCUACUCACAUUCCGAACGGAAGCCACAGUGCGCGUUCAAGCGUGUCUUGGCAGAUAACUCCUACGCUCCAUUCAAACACUUGAGCCUCAACGAUGAGAAUGGUUCGGAUUUGCAUCCGUUUGAGGCAGAGAUUACGGCAUUGGUAAGAAGUCCUCAGCCGGAAAUUGAACUUAGUGAUGAUUUUGAGGUUGUGGACUUGGAGACGAAUGAUUCGUAUGUUUGGGUCGAUACAGAGGUACUGUUAAAGGAACUGGUCAAUGAAUUGAGCAAGGAGAAGUUCUUUGCCGUGGACACAGAACAACAUAGCUUACACUCUUUUUUAGGCUUUACAGCAUUAGUUCAGAUUUCUACACAGAAGAAAGAUUAUUUGGUUGACACAAUUGCUCUGCAUGAUUCUAUGGGAAUCCUUCGCCCAGUUUUUGCUAAUCCUUCCAUUUGUAAAGUGUUCCAUGGAGCUGACAAUGAUAUUCUCUGGCUACAGAGGGACUUCCAUAUUUAUGUUGUUAAUCUUUUUGAUACUUCUAAGGCAUGUGAAGUGCUUUCAAAACCACAGAAAUCACUUGCUUAUUUGCUAGAAACUUACUGUGGCGUGGUGACAAAUAAAUUAUUACAGCGUGAAGACUGGAGACAGCGCCCUCUCUCAGCAGAAAUGUUACAUUAUGCACUAACAGAUGCACACUAUCUGUUGUAUAUUGCAAACUGUAUGAUCAAUGAACUCAGACAACUUGACAACGAAAACUCUGGUUCUGAUGAUAAAAUCCAGUUUGUCCUCGAGGCUUGUCGGCGUUCAAACAUGAUCUGUUUACAACUUUUCACAAAGGAUAUUGAAGCUUCACCUGGAGAAUCUUCUGUAUUAUCAUUAUUUUCUCGUCAUGUGAGCAGCCAAGAUGUGCCUUCAAUUUCCAAUGAAACCCAGUUUCAGCAUACUGUGAGGCAGCUAUGCACAUGGAGAGAUUUGAUGGCUCGUAUUCAUGAUGAGAGCUUAAAAUAUGUACUGUCAGAUCAGGCAAUUGGUGCUUUGGCAAGUCAGCCACCAGCAACUCACACUGAAAUAUACAAAACUAUAGCUCGUACUGAUAUCAAUUUUGAAAUGGGUCUCAACUCUAUCAUCCCUUCCCCAUCUCCUGUUGUUUGUAGCCACCUGAAUGAUAUCUAUGAUCUGCUUGCGAACAAGCUGGUUAACCGUGGUGAUAUUUAUUCAGUGAUUAUUCAGAAGUGUCUUGGUCAAAAUGGGAUUUGUCAACUUUCUAUAUUUAAUUAUGCUUUGCUGGUUAACGGUAGCCCGAGACCUACUUCAGUCCAUAAGCAUUCAAGACUAAAAAAUCUUAAACAAUUCUCCCGGAAGGCUUCUAGAGAUUUGUUCGUUCAAAAGUUUUCUUGCAAAGCUCCUGUUUAUCACAAUUGUCGGAUAUAUGCUAAUGAUGGAAGGCUACUUUGUUAUUGUGAUCGGAAGAAGCUUGAAUGGUACCUCAGCCGGGAUCUUGCUAAACUUGUUGAUGACGAUCCCCCAGGUAUAAUGCUUCUUUUUGAACCCAAAGGCCGCCCGGAGGAUGAAGACAAUGACUUUUAUAUCCAGAGUAAGAAAAAUAUAUGUGUUGGGUGUGGUGAAGGAAACCACUACUUGCGGUAUCGAAUAAUCCCAUCAUGUUACAGAAUACAUUUCCCUGAGCAUUUGAAAAGCCAUCGUUCUCAUGAUAUUGUCCUACUUUGUGUGGAUUGCCAUGAAAUUGCCCAUGCUGCUGCAGAGAAGUAUAAGAGAAAGAUAGCUGCUGAAUAUGGGAUUCCUCUCUAUGUUCGUAGUGUAAUUCAUCCAAGGGAAAAGAAUGAAGAACAAACUGAGGAGGGAGGUGUAUCUCCAUUACAAUUACGAACAGCUGCAAUGGCUCUUCUACGCCAUGGACCAAGAAUGCCUCUCGAUCGCCGUGAAGAACUAACUGAGAUUGUAAAAAGAUAUUAUGGAGGGAGAGAAAUAACUGAGGAAGAUCUAGAAGGAGCUUUGCAAGUUGGCAUGACUCCUCAAGAGAGAAGACGGUUCGAGAAGAAGAGGGGGUUUUCUUUUAAACAUUCUACGGAGAGUACUGCUGCAGUGCCACAACUGGAGAAUCAUGUUGGUUGCGCUCCGGGUGAUGAGGACGCAUUGAAUGAUGAUGCUCAUGAUGGAGAACUUUUGAUGGAAAAAGAUGAUCUAGGGAACCCCUUAUUAGCUUCUGACCUUGCAGUUGAUGCAGCUAUUUCAAAUGGAGAUUAUAAUGAAGGUGGGAACUCUUUAAAUGUUGAUAACAGUCUGAGCAGAACGCUACCAAAUGGAGUUAGCGACUUGUUUGAUCCCUCCAAAUAUGAAGAAUCAACACUAGCGAAGCAUAAUUCGAAACUAUCACUCUUGGGACAUGGACCACACGGGAAUUUAGUUGUAGAACAUUUACUGAAGGAGUUUGGUGAAGAGGGUAUUGGAGAGUUUUGUCAAAGAUGGAGACAAGUAUUUGUGGAUGCUGUAAAUCCACGAUUUCUUCCUGGUGGUUGGGAUGUGAAACACAGGCUUUGACAUUGGACACUUUUUGCCAGUGGACGAAGGGAGUUCGGCAAGUUCAGUGUAUACAAUACUGACAAAAGAGUGGAUGCUGUUAGUAUGUAGCGACUCUGCAGGAUCCUACUAGUUGCUAGUUGCUAGUUGCCACACUUCCUCUCAUUUUGUUGCUUGUACUUUAGUCUGAUUUUGUUAAUUUGAUUAUUUAUGAGAAUUUUCAUGUAAUUUUUUUGUAGUUAGAAAGAGGGACAAGUAGCUUUGAAGGACUUUGCCCAUGCUUUAAUCAUUCUCAUCAAAUUAUAACAUCACAAGGAGCAAUCUGUUUUUCAAACAUGACAUCUAUGCUUUGGAUCAUCCCUGAGGCAAAUUCUUCA
This is a messenger RNA of Lotus japonicus, 3118 nucleotides long. RefSeq names its product protein RRP6-like 3. Gene Ontology annotation, molecular function: 3'-5'-RNA exonuclease activity; nucleic acid binding; nucleotide binding. Gene Ontology annotation, biological process: poly(A)-dependent snoRNA 3'-end processing; nuclear polyadenylation-dependent snoRNA catabolic process; nuclear polyadenylation-dependent rRNA catabolic process. The transcript has 12 exons. Bases 90 to 2762 code for a protein of 890 amino acids. Gene Ontology annotation, cellular component: nucleolus; nuclear exosome (RNase complex). The record is from RefSeq and is a predicted model, not a curated record. Lineage: Eukaryota; Viridiplantae; Streptophyta; Magnoliopsida; Fabales; Fabaceae.